AUGGGCCUAGAUGAGGAGGAGAAGAGGAGAUUUUGGGAGGUUUUGGAUGAAGUGAUUCGGGGCGUGGCUAGUCCAGAGAAGAUUCUCAUAGGAGAGGACUUCAACGGGCACAUUGGUUCGUUGCCAAUGGGGUACGAUGAUGUACAUGGAGGCUUUGGUUUUGGGGAUAGGAAUAACGAGGGAGCUGUCCUUUUGGAUUUUGCGAGGGCCUUUGGAUUGGUGGUAGUUAAUUCCAGCUUUCCGAAGAAGGAGGAAUAUCUGAUUACUUCCUGUAGUAGGGUAGCCAAGACCCAAAUUGACUUUUUGCUGCUUAGGAAGGGCGAUAGAGUUUUGUGCAAGGAUUGUAAGGUCAUUCCGAAUGAGAAUCUUAUGACCCAACAUAGAAUCCUGGUGAUGGAUUUGGUUUUCAAGAUGGGCAAGAAGAUGAGGGGUGAGGAGGGUCGUCCUAGAGUUAGGUGGGGUGACCUGAUUACAGCAAGGGCUUUAGAGAUAGGGGCGAAGUUGGUAGAGAUAAGGGCUUGGAAGGCCCGGGCGAUGUGGAUAGUAUAUGGGAGAGGGCCACUGGGUGUACCAAGGAAACUGUGA
Capsicum annuum is the source of this 585-nucleotide messenger RNA. RefSeq lists its product as uncharacterized. Gene Ontology annotation, biological process: chromatin remodeling. The record is from RefSeq and is a predicted model, not a curated record. The coding region runs from base 1 to 585 and encodes 194 amino acids. Gene Ontology annotation, cellular component: nucleus. The transcript has a single exon. Lineage: Eukaryota; Viridiplantae; Streptophyta; Magnoliopsida; Solanales; Solanaceae.